Daphnia pulicaria is the source of this 3824-nucleotide messenger RNA. Its product is annotated as discoidin domain-containing receptor 2-like. Lineage: Eukaryota; Metazoa; Arthropoda; Branchiopoda; Diplostraca; Daphniidae. The coding region runs from base 336 to 3095 and encodes 919 amino acids. Gene Ontology annotation, biological process: multicellular organism development; protein phosphorylation; positive regulation of kinase activity. Gene Ontology annotation, cellular component: signaling receptor complex. Gene Ontology annotation, molecular function: protein tyrosine kinase collagen receptor activity; ATP binding; collagen binding. The transcript has 26 exons. The record is from RefSeq and is a predicted model, not a curated record.
UGCGCUGCACUUGCUUUCAGUUGGAUCCCCGUCGCCCAGCUAGAAACACACGCAGCAGCAGCCUAUCCGUGCUGUGUAUAGUCUGUGUAUAGUGCUCGUUUUUCUUUUUCUCUAUUGGUCUCACACGGUCGGCGAUCCAUUUGCUUGCAGCUACGCAUUGGAAUAUAUUCCGUCGUUGGUAUUUCAGGAAUAAGUGAAACGGGAAAACUGAAAAGAUUUCAGGGCUAGAGUUCUGAGUCUACGCAUUAGAUCCUCUACUCCCUGAACUGGAUAUUCACGCAUGGCAAGAAGAUCUGCAACAGUGUUUAUAUAGCUUUCCACUUCUUCAUUAUAAGAUGAAUAAGUUCAUCGUCUUCCUAGUCGUCAUCGCAACAACCGCUUCAGCAUCAUUUGCACUCAAUCUAGAAACCUGUAAUGCAUCUCUCGGUCUAGAAUCCGGCCACAUCAAAGAUGCGGCUAUCACGGCGAGCUCCUCGUACGACGCCAGUAAUGUGGGACCUCAAUUCGCUCGGUUAAACCAAGAUAAAAACGGAGGAGCGUGGUGUCCCAAGCAGCAGGUUAUGCGUGGCGUGAAAGAGUGGCUCGAGAUUGAUUUGAAAACAAUGCAUGUCAUUUCUACUGUCCAGACGCAGGGUCGUUUUGGAAACGGACAAGGCCAGGAGUACGUCGAGCAGUUUAAAUUAGAAUACUGGAGACCUGGGAUGGAACGGUGGAUGCGCUAUCGAAAUCAAACUGGUGCCGAAAUCUUUACUGGCAAUACUAACACUUACAUGGUGGCAAACAACUAUUUAAAUCCAGUUAUACUUGCUACCAAGAUAAAAUUCGUGCCAUAUUCUAUACACCGCAGAACAGUUUGUCUUCGUAUUGAGCUCUCCGGUUGUAAAUUUGAAGAGGGAGUUGUUAGCUAUUCUGGCCCACAAGGAGAUGUUUUCCGUAACAGCGACCUGAUCGACGAGACCUAUGAUGGAAUUGUGGAAAACGGAUUUCUCAAGGGUGGGCUAGGCCAGCUCCUUGACGGGCGCGUCGGUCAGAACAACGUCGAGAAUGUCAGUAAAGGUUACGGAUGGGUUGGCUGGCAAAAUAAGACGAAUGCCCCACGUCUCGGUCUUUUAGAACUGACAUUCGAAUUCGAGGGGGUCCGCAACUUCUCGCGAAUCGAUGUCUUCGUUAACAACGACUACCACAAACACAUCCAGGUGUUCUCGGUAUUGCGAGUGUUGUUUAGCAUUGGAGGUCGUCAGUUCCCCUUAGACAGCGCCGUCACUUAUUUCUACAUGCCCGACCAUUUCUUGGACAACGCCCGCAACGUAUCGAUCAACCUCGGGUUUAAAAUGGCGCGAUACCUAAAGCUGCAAUUUACCUUCGCUGCAGAGUGGCUUGUGGUCUCCGAAUUUUAUUUUACUUCUGAACAAGCUGUUGGAAAUUUUAGUGACGACGUUCGUGAUAGGGGACGUCAAAAGGACGAGGGGUUCUUACAGCGAGACGCAGUUGCCCAAAUCAAAACAUCAGACAUAGAAGAAGACUUUUCGACGCAAAGUUAUUCUAGUCAUACCGGAAUUGUCAUAGGAGUAAUGACUUCAAUUAUCAUCGCUUUAGCCAUUGCCCUGGCUGUCGUCAUCGGUAAAAGUGUACACAAUGUUGAAAAAAGUGUCGAACAAUCCAUUCUGCAGACGUCUUUUGGAAGAAUGAGUCCGCAAAAUCUGGGUUUGGAAAUUCAACGUAAUAGUGCAGAUUACGAUUUUGGGACGACAAACAGCGCCAGUUAUGAGAAAACGAUCUACUCUCCGAUCGAUGAGCGAAAUUUAAUGAAUUUAGGGAGAAAAAACGCUUCCAUUGAAAAUUCAUCUACGUUUUACAACGAGCCAUUUUCGGACGACGAUUCUUGCUCUCCCCGUUUAAACGUGAAAACCAAAAAACAAGCGGAUGAUCGGACAGAAAGUAUUGCUUUAGGUGAGCAGGAUUACGAUGUUAUUCCAGCGUAUCCGUAUGAAACUGAGAAGACUUCACCCAUGAUUGGCUCCCCGACAACGAAUGUCUCCUUCAUGUCCCGGCUCUAUUCACAUAUGAAUUAUUCACGAAUCGAAGCGCAACAGCAUCCGUCAACACCACCUUCUCAGUUGACACGGAGCGGCUCGAUCCUUUCCAAUGACAAGGAAGGAUUCUACGCCACGACAGAAUUAUUCCAACAAAGCACUGGGACAACUGAGCUAAGGGAAAUGUGUUCGACGAAAUUGAAUCGCAUUAAUCACUUGUCAUGUGGCCAAUUCGGAGAUAAUUUAUAUUUAUGCCAGUUAACAGAAGACUCAAUGAGCACAACUGUAGUGCUCUCUCGCCAGUUUCCGUCUUAUUGGAAAAACGACGAAAUGGACAAAGAAAUUCAGACACAGUGCAAACUGCAACACGACAAAAUAUUGCCAUUCCUCGGUCUUGUAUUACCACAGCAGCCGGAAAACAGGUUUUCGAUUAUAUUCGGCUACGGUGACGUUACGGACAUGUAUCAAUUUCUUCAAAAUCACGUUGCAGAAACGUCUUCUUUAAGUGAGAGGAGUUUAAGCUACGGAUGCCUUAUUUUUAUGGCAAAACAAAUUGCGGCUGCAAUGGAAUACUUGGAAAUUCAUAACAUAAUACAUCGAGAUUUGGCAGCUAGAAACUGUCUAGUAGAUUCCAAUUAUGGCGUGAAAAUUGCUUGCUUCGACAUAAGUAGCAAAUUGUAUCCAGGCGAUUAUUUCAUGAUGGACGAUGGUCGAUACUUGCCCUUAAGAUGGAUGGCAUGGGAAAGUGUUACAUUGGAAAAGUUUAGCUCAAGCAGUGACGCAUGGUCUUUCGGUGUUCUCUUGUGGGAGAUGUUGACAUUUGCUCGCGAUCCGCCAAUUGAGGCUCUAACUGACAAUGAAGUACUCCGUUUACUAACGCAUUACCAGCAACAAGGCGGAUUAAACGAGAUAUUACUUUCCUGGCCGAUCCUUUGCCCUAAGGAUAUCUACGACUUAAUGUGUGAAUGCUGGAAAUGCAACCCCAACGAUCGACCUACAUUUAAAGAAAUCCACAUGUUUUUAAUGCGCAAAAAUUUAGGAUAUCGCCACAGAAUCAAAUAAUCCACACCCAAAAACAAAAUUUGGAGGACACCAAUUAGCACAUGUUGAGUGAGGAAGCAGUAUCGUCUGAUUAUAUUCAUAUUUUAUUAAAUCGUUGUAAAGUUCUGUAGCUUAGUGCACUAAUACCUGAAAGCAUUGACGAAGCAAAUCUUUUUUAGCUUUACUUCAAAUAAUGAGAUUUAAAUUCGAAACCAUAACGUCUAAGAAGUUGUGCGAUUUAUUUACUCUCAGUAAAAUAAACGCUUAUAUACAUUAUAGGUAUUCUGAAAUGCUAAAAAUAAUUCCAAUAACUUUUUAUUGAACUACAAAUAAUGCAUUUGUAUGUAAAAAUAUGCUGGGGGAUUGCGCAUAGUGUCAAAUUAUUUUUCAAACGCAUAAAGAUGAUUAGAAUCAGUGGAUUUGUGGUCCCGAAUUUGUUAAUAUUUAUUGUACAGCAUGGCUAUACCAACUAUAAAAUAUGCUUUAACUAAAUUACUAUGGGGGAGAACAGGUUCAUCAUGGACACGGAUCAUUUUGGGCAAAUGCCAUAAACGUUUCAGUUCAUGGGUGAAAAUUAGAUUUUUCAUAUUUUUUAAAAUAGAUUUCAGUGAUUCACGCCACAGAAUACAUUUUUAUUAAGUUCGCAUCCCAUGUAGCAAUUGGUCUCGUUUUUAUGUCAAUUUGAUACUCGUUGAUACUACAAUGUCUUUUUGACAUUCAUGUCACAUUUUCAACAUGACGUGAUAUUUU